AUGAGAAAUUCAACGUGUUCUCUCCAGCCAUCAUCAGCUACUACCAUAGCUCUACCAGUCAUCUACUCUUUCCUAUUUCCUGCUGGAAGCUUUGGAAAUAUUCUCACUGCCUGGAUAUUCUCAAGGCGAGCAUCCACAAAAAGAACACAGUAUAUUUACCUGGUAAAUCUUGUCACUGCAAAUUUACUCAUAUGUAGCACUAUGCCUUUUCUGGCUGUGUAUUUUGCAAGAGGGUACCAAUGGCCUUAUGACUCUGUAGCAUGUACAAUAGCAGAUUACCUUGGUGCUCUAAUUAUGCAUGUCAGUAUGUAUGUUACCAUCAUAAUUUUAUGUUCAAUUGCUCUAAGUCAGUAUGCAACACUGAGGAAAAACAGAGACACACAAUACUCUCAAGCAGCUAAUGACAACUUUUACAGAUGUGUACUUGGAAAGUUUCGUCAGCCAAAAUUUGCUAAAUAUUUAUGCAUCAUUAUAUGGUUUAUUGUGGUCUGCAUAACAGUAACAGCUAUAGCAUAUAGUGCCCAAGCAAGGGCUAUGGAAGAAAAUCACAGAUGCUACAGUAUGAGUGUAGAAGCUGGUCAAUUUUCCACAAUGAUUUCAGCUUCUGUUGCCACUUCAUCUUUUUUUGCAUCAUUUCUGACGGUUUUGUUUUCCUACUAUUCUCUUACCAGACAUCUGAGUAACAUACAAAAAAACACCUGUAUUGGAGAAAGACAUUUAAUUUAUAAAACAGUGAAAAGAAACAUUCUUGUAAUCCAGCUUAUAUUAACUGUAUGCUUUCUUCCAUAUCAUAUAUUUAGGCCAGUUUUUAAUGUACUGCUUACAUAUAAUGACUGCCCAAGGUUAAACUAUCUAGUAGAAAUUAAAAAUUUCCUUACUUGUCUUGCAGCUAGUAAAAGUAGUUUAGAUCCAGUUAUAACCCUUCUGCUAGAUAAAACAUUUAAGAAAAGUCUGUAUGGCCUGUUUAAAAAAUCCACACCAGAAAACCACAAACACAGAGCUGGUAUUUUCACUAAUGAGACUCACAGAAUGUGA
Molecule: messenger RNA, 1035 nt
Organism: Calypte anna (Anna's hummingbird)
Lineage: Eukaryota; Metazoa; Chordata; Aves; Apodiformes; Trochilidae
Gene: GPR82
Product: G protein-coupled receptor 82
Exons: 1
Coding region: 1-1035 (344 amino acids)
Biological process (GO): G protein-coupled receptor signaling pathway
Cellular component (GO): membrane
Molecular function (GO): G protein-coupled receptor activity
Source: RefSeq, a predicted model, not a curated record